AUGCCGAAGGCGUCUGGCAGUGCACAAACCGCCGAGGAAGAAGACGAGAAUCAAACAAGGUUAACAGUCAGGAUUCCCCCCUUUUGGCCAGAGGAACCGGAGAUUUGGUUCAUGCAGCUUGAGGGACAAUUCGCUCUCUGUAAAGUUACUGAUGACAACGCAAAGUUCGCCUACGCUCUUUCACGAAUUGAACCAAAACAAGCGAGGGAAAUUAAAGACAUCAUCACACAACCUCCAACUCACUCGAAAUAUGUGGCAUUGAAAAAGGCGUUGAUUCAAAGGCUUACUGACUCUCAAAAUCAGCGGAUUCGUCAGUUGCUGGAACGAGAAGAACUUGGUGACCGAAAACCAUCUCAGUUCUUGCGACACCUUAGCACGUUGGCAGGCACAGCUGUUUCAAAAGAACUCCUUCGCACGCUAUGGCUUGGACGACUUCCUUCUCAAAUGCAGGCAAUUUUAGCAACGAGAAGUGAGGACAGAUUAGAAGAUAUCGCAGAGCAAGCAGAUCGAAUACACGAAGUGAAUAAUAGUAAGGCACUCGUACUUGCAACUUCAGUACCUUCUGCUGAAUCUACGCAGAAUGCUUUGGAGGAGAAGAUUUUAACACUCACUAAGCAGGUUGCGGCACUUUCAACGCAGAUGACAAAAGUACUUCGCUCAAAUCGAUCAAGAAGUCAACGAUCAAGAAGUCGUUUCAAACAAGAAAAAUCCAAUCAAAAAGAGGGUAUAUGCUACUACCAUCGCCGAUUCAAAGAAGAAGCACGAAAAUGUACUCAACCCUGCUCUUUCAAAACAACAAAAAACUCGGAGGGCAGUCAUUAA
This is a messenger RNA of Trachymyrmex cornetzi, 822 nucleotides long. RefSeq lists its product as uncharacterized. The record is from RefSeq and is a predicted model, not a curated record. Bases 1 to 822 code for a protein of 273 amino acids. The transcript has a single exon. NCBI's taxonomy places the organism in Eukaryota, Metazoa, Arthropoda, Insecta, Hymenoptera, Formicidae.